Bradysia coprophila is the source of this 1141-nucleotide messenger RNA. Its product is annotated as glycine-rich cell wall structural protein 2-like. The record is from RefSeq and is a predicted model, not a curated record. NCBI's taxonomy places the organism in Eukaryota, Metazoa, Arthropoda, Insecta, Diptera, Sciaridae.
GAAUCAUAACAAAACUAUAUUACAUUAAUCACCAGCAAUCGGUAUCGCAUGUUGCAUAUAUUAAUUACUAUUUUUUUGUUUUAUCAGUGCAAAUAUUAAUGCAAAUUUUUUCUACUUUUAGUUCAUUUAAUUAAAAACAUUUUGGUCCAACAACAUGUUGUUGUUGUUUGGCUCUGCAAUUCUUUGUUGUACGAAAAAUGUUUUACUAUAUAAAGGGAGGGUAUCGCAUAAUAAAAGUCAAAAAACUUCAAGACUUCAACAUGUCAAAUACUUUACUCAUUCUAAUCGUAAUUGGUGUCGUAGCAGCGCUACAGACUGUGAAUGCAGAAGCAGCUAAAGGUGCAGGCUCGUGUACCGCAAAAGGAUCAUGCAUGGGAGCAGAUUCUGGUAUUGGUGCUGGUAGUUGCACUGGAGAAGGAUCUUGCAAGGGUGCUAACACAGGUACAGGAGCAGGAUCUUGUACGGGCAAAAACUCUUGUGGACUUGAGGGAGCUGGACUUACGGCUGGUACAUGUGUUACUGAAAAUUCAUGUUCUCAAGUAGAAGACAGCAAUGCUUCAGGGAGUGGUUCAGGCAAUGCUUCAGACAGUGGUUCAGGCACUGGGUCAGGCAGUGGUUCAGGGACUGGGUCAGGCAGUGGUUCAGGCAAUGGUUUAUUAGGCAAUCUUUUAGGCAAUCUUUUAGGCAGUGCUCCAGGCAGUGGUUCAGGGAGUGGUUCAGGCAAUGCUUCAGACAGUGGUUCAGGCACUGGGUCAGGCAGUGGUUCAGGGACUGGGUCAGGCAGUGGUUCAGCCACUGGGUCAGGCAGUGGUUCAGCCACUGGGUCAGGCAGUGGUUCAGCCACUGGGUCAGGCAGUGGUUCAGCCACUGGGUCAGGCAGUGGUUCAGCCACUGGGUCAGGCAGUGGUUCAGCCACUGGGUCAGGCAGUGGUUCAGGCAGUGGGUCAGGCAGUGGUUCAGCCACUGGGUCAGGCAGUGGUUCAGGCAAUGGUUUAUUAGGCAAUCUUUUAGGCAAUCUUUUAGGCAGUGCUCCAGGCAGUGGUUCAGGCAAUCCUUGCGUUCCUCGCCGCUGUAACCAAUAAUUUAUUUGGAACUUCUAAUUGUCUAUCAUUUCCGAAAUACAUUUUUGUUAUCAAGUGAA